Molecule: messenger RNA, 3189 nt
Organism: Biomphalaria glabrata
Lineage: Eukaryota; Metazoa; Mollusca; Gastropoda; Planorbidae
Exons: 16
Coding region: 88-1983 (631 amino acids)
Source: RefSeq, a predicted model, not a curated record
ACUGGAGUCGUCUAUUUACAUACAGAGUCUAGAUUAAUUUGUCACCCCUGAAUCAAAUUUGCAGAUUAAUUUGAUCGCCCCGGCAGCAUGUCUACAAUAUAUUCUUUCUACUAUAAAAAUAUUUCGAUCUUUGAUGUUAUUAGCCUUUUUGUAUUUCUGCAUGUAACAACAAAAAAUGUUCUCCUAGUGUUUAGUGCCGAAGUCAGCAUGAGUCAGAUCGUGGCAGUGCAAGAUCACCCAUACUAUGCCGUAUGCUAUGUGACCCUGACCGACGAUGACUUAGAAGGCGAAGAAAAAGAUAUUGUUUUCUCUUUCCCAGAAUCGAAAACAGAAUCUUGCACGUUAAAGAAAAUAGACUACAGGUACUGCUCUCGCUCGUAUCCCAGCGUUCCAAUUGAUGCCCGCUGCGGGUGUGCUCAGAAAGAGAGACAGCAAAUUCUAGAGAGAAAAGAGAAUGAGACGAUCGUGGAUGUGAAGACCAGAUUCACUUUGUUUUAUUACUACGCCAAAAUGACCAAGGAUCUGAAUACUACUGGGAUUACUUGCAAAUUUGAAGGGAAGUCAGAAACAGUUUUAAUCAGAGUUAUUUCGUUCACCACAAGGCCUCCUCCUGUCCUGUUUGGAUGUAACAAAAGAGAGGUGACGUUUCAAUGGGAUAUUGACAUGAAGUUUGAAGACUUUAAGGGAAUCCUUUUCAUUGAGAAGAUAGUCUGGUCUGCUAUAUUUACAAAAAAAGACAAUGUCUACAAUUACCCGGCACGAAUCAAGACUCAUUACUUUGGAAACGAUAAGAAUCAAACAACUGAGUCUUUCACUCGGACCAAACUUAUUCUCAACGGAACUUUGCCCAAACUGACCAUCUACCGACUGGACCAAGAAGAUAACGGAACUAUAUCUAUUCAAGUCUUCUUUAACAGCAAUACAACAAGAAGCCAGGGAAAAGCAGAAACAGAUGACCUUAACAUCUAUAGAGUGCAUGGUCUGAGAGGGGAGCGUUACUAUCCAUGUGAUGACGAGAUGACCAGUUUCAGUGAUGACGAAUUGACAAGUCCUUGUGAUGGCAAGUUGACCAGUUGCCUAUUGGUUUCGUUGAAUAAUACAGGCUUUGAAACACCUGAUUCUCAAACUGUGCGGACAACCAUCAAACAGGACCAGCGAUUCAUCAACGGCCUUCUCGUGAACGCCACGGUCAAUACGACCAUCACAACGUGCGAGACCACCGAGCCAACCAAUGCAACCACACCCACGACAACCACGACCACACCGACCACGACCACUACAACCACCACGACCACGACAACCACGACGACAACCACCACGACCACCACAACGACGACCACUACGACCACCACGACCACGACAACCACACCGAGACCCGUGGGGCAUAACAUGAGCCUUCCUCAGCCUGUCCUGACUGCUCAAACUAUUCUCUAUAUGACAAAAGCCCCCGUGGAAACGCUCAACUUUAUCAUGGUCACGAACGUGGCGGUGACAGGUGAGAAGAUCAUCCAGUGCUUCAUGAGAAACUGCAAGACCAGCUCCCAGGACAAGAAGAAUGUCAAAGGGUGUUACGGAGAUCCCAAAGUGGAUUUUAAGAUCUGGAUCAACAGAAAAGAAAUGGGUUACUCGACUGGGGCACAGAGAGUGUCUCUCAAACUGAAUAAUUCUUUUACGUUACGAGAUGACGACAAUAUCACCUGUGGUCUGACAGGUGAGGCUCUGAACUGCCUGGAUGUCAAUAAACCAAGUCGAAGACGCAUUACCAACAACGUUAAAGGGAUGUUCAUAGUGAUCAAAGUGAAGACGGAGAUGACAGUGAAGGAACUUCUGUACAUCGUGGAGACCAUCAUAGCGGUCAUGCUGUUACUCUGGACCGUGUACAUCAGUCUGCGUCACGUGGGUAUCGUUAUACGUCUCCAGCGGAGGAAAGUCGAACGGAAGUUGGUUGCCCUCGAGGAAAGACGCUGGCAUUUAGAUGACUGAUGACUGAUUUUAACUAAAUGUGAUGCGCUUGUUGGCAUUUAGAUGACUGAUGACUGAUUUAACAAAAUGUGAUGAGCUUGUGUGCAUUUAGAUGACUGGUGACUGAUUUUAACAUUAUGUGAUGAGCUUGUGUGCAUAUAGAUAACUGGUGACUGAUUUUAACAAAAUGUGAUAAGCUUGGCUUUUAGAUGACUGAUGACUAAUUUUUUAAAAUGUGAUGAACUUGUUCGUGUUUAGAUGACUGAUGACUUUUUUAACCAAAAUUUGAUGAGCUUGUGUGGAUUUAGAUGACUGACUUUACCAAAUGUGAUGGGCUUGCAGGCAUUUGAAUGCCUUGGCAUAUGGCAAGAUCGUAGAAUUUCAUAUAAAACAAAUUUAAAGAUUUAUUGAAUUGUUGAUGUUGAAAUUAAAAAUGCAAUUAGUGGGUACAAUUUAUUUGAAGGACUAAAAACGCAAAAUUUGUUAUAGGUUUUGUUACUUCAAGGUGAAGGACUUCAUUAUAGAUGAUGAAUACUAGAUGACAAGCUUUUGAUUUUUUAUAAAUUGAUGUUGUUUUGUUUUCGUUUCUAUUUUACGAGUUUUGAAAGUUCUUAAAGACAUGAAAAAUUAUAGAUCUAUAUCCUAUCAAAACCCACAAGCUUCCAGCACUACAACAGGGAUGGUGGCGGGUUGGUACCGUGGUGACGAAAGUCCAAAGUACAUUUACAGAUCAGUCGCCAUCCCGACUUUUUGCAUCACUAAUGACUUGAGUGUUGGUGAUUACUCGAAAGUAACAAAUAACUUAGAUACUGAAGAUGUCCUUUACAUGAAUAAAAAUUGACUUGAUUGUUGUUGUUCGUUUAGCCAAUGUUAGUUUAUGAACACCAUAUAAUCCAAAUUAAUCAAUACGCAUAUAUUAGUUUUCUCAACGAAUACAUGACUAUGGAAUAUUUCAAUUCGUUUCUUAAAAAAUAAUUUAAAAAUGAAAAUGUGUAACUAAAAUCAUUUGCAUACGUAAAUUUCUUUUGGUAAGAACAAUAGAUGCUAUAAAUAUAUCACCAGUGCUCUGGCUUUAUAUUUUGAAAUGAUAGUGUUAUUGUAGCUGAGCUAUAUUUCUUUUCUAAUUGAACAUGUAACUGUGGGAUGCCAUCGUAAAAAUGUACAGAUUUAAACUGUUUUAAAUGAUGGAAAGUUGUUGUAUUUUAGCAAUAAAAGUUGAUUGUUCAA